Messenger RNA from Ochlerotatus camptorhynchus, 4909 nucleotides. RefSeq names its product smog (gene smog). The transcript has 12 exons. Lineage: Eukaryota; Metazoa; Arthropoda; Insecta; Diptera; Culicidae. Bases 2067 to 4319 code for a protein of 750 amino acids. The record is from RefSeq and is a predicted model, not a curated record. Gene Ontology annotation, cellular component: membrane. Gene Ontology annotation, biological process: G protein-coupled receptor signaling pathway. Gene Ontology annotation, molecular function: G protein-coupled receptor activity.
GAGUCAAAACCGGAUCGGUCCGGAAGUUUUCCGUUCUCUACCACCCAUCAUCAGCAGCAGCAGCAGCAUCUAAAGUGACUGGACACUCACUCACCUACCUACUACCGCUACUGCCUGUGUUGUUUCUGUUCUUGUUGUUGCUCUCUCUGGUACCAUCUCGGCGAUUUGUUGUCGCUGUUGUUGUUAAUUUCCCUCGCGGAAGGUGCCAAGAAGGCAAAGAGGGCUGGAGUGGGGAAGGAAGUGGUUUAUCUUACAAUCUAUCCCGUCUUUUGUGCGGUGUGCUCACCUCAGUCAGUGGCCGUACAGUGAGGUAUUUUGCGGUGUAUGGUGGCAGCGUGUGAUUGUGCAAAUUUCGGUGGUUCAGAUUGCAUCGGAUAGCUGCUUGGCGUGUUUUUUUUUCUUUUCGGCAUUCUCUGGAAAACCCAAGCGAGCCUGAGCAUUAGAGGCAGGACGAAGGUUCAUGUCUCGUGCUACAAGCAGAUGUUGUCCAGUCUAGUCUGGGACUGCAAGCAUAAGUGAAGACGAGAUCGGAUUUCGAGGGAAAGUGCACAGUUUAAUAAAGUGGAAAAUCCGAAAAUUGCGAGCAUCUUGUGCAGGCCCGGACCAGGUCCGUGUGUGUAGAGAAAGGUGAUUUUUCAUAUUUUCUGCUCUUUUGCCCUUCCUUCGUCGGCACACAUACACACACUCCACUCUCCGGAAGAUAUCGAAGCAGCAGCAGUGCAUCUGUGGAGUUUUCCCCGUGUGGAGUGCUCGGCUGGAGGGCUUGGAAAAUAUGACAAGGGUGCUCCACAACACACGGCUGCUGGUGCUCUACGGUAGGAGAAAAAUGUUGGAAAAAUAACAGAAUCAAACCCAAUCAAGUGAAAAUUUAUCAAAAGUGGAUAGCAGCAUGGGUGCUUGUAGCAUGCAAGAAGAGUUCAGCUUGGUAAUAACCCUCAUUUGUGGACUAUCCGACAAGUGAUGCCACUACAUAAUACCCUCUUGGACCGUUCGAGUGGAAAAGUUUUAUUGGCCGAAGAAGAUAUAGAGUGAGAACGGAGAAAAACAAAUCAGAUUGAAAGCAUUGUACUCCCACAGUGUGAUUAAGUGUGCAGAAUCAGCAUCUUUCUAUCUGGAUAUGUAUGUAGCUGCAGCAGCCAUCUACUGACGUUAGAAAGUUUUCCGAAGCACCGAAAAAAAACUCAACUUCCUAUCCAAGUGGUUCCAGAAACAUCAUCAGGCACAAAACCGACUCUCUCACACAUACACACCGGGUGUAACAAGUUCUAAGAGUGACGUGCUUGCGCUCCUGCCACGGGUCGGUCUGUGAAGUGUACGUGCCGUGCUUGGAAAAUAGAAUCCGAACAGAGCCAAAAUUACUAGUGCUACACAAGCCAUAAAGAAGCAACAGACUGCACCCGGAGCACAGCACAUCGCAGCAGUGCAGUCGUAAAAUAACCCACCUUUCGUCGGGAAUCCAGCAAAUAACCAAAAAAAAAAGGAAGUGUAACGAAAGCAAGAGUUCAGAAUCGUUAUUCAAUUUAGCUCGCGUGUGUAAGAGCUGGCAAAAUUUCAAUCUUGUAUUCCGGCUAGAUUUUCCACACGGGAAUGAAAAGCUGGUAGUCAGUGCAUGAGACGUGAUAAUCGUACUAAAAAAAUUAGAAAAAGAAAACUCGACAACCGGGUUGUGCGCGCCAGAUGUGGUCAAAUCGAGGGGAGUGAGCGAGAGGUAGUGAUUUGUGAAAAUUGUGUGUGGUGAUUGCAAAAAAAAAAAUUGUUACGAAGCCAGUCAGUUAAGUGCACACGUGUUCCGGGUUGUCCAAUGAAUCGGAUGGACACGUAUGGAGCUGCAAUUGGAAUAAACAACUAAUUCUACAUCGGUCGGACGAUCAACGAUACAGACACACGAACGUCUGAGUUUGCAGCAAUCGUUGAAGACGUGGAAAAUUAUAAAUAAUUCAAAAUGACUGGCAAUGGAUUGGUAGUGAUUGCUGGUUCAACAGGUUGGAGACAUUUUCCUUUGGAUUAAAUGGGGCGAUGUUUAUCGUAGCACAUUGUAGUCACAAUUCGACACACAAAGCACGGUGAUGGGUCAUUCUCGCCAUCAGCACCAUCACCGGGAUCAUCGCUGUCACUGCUGCCGGUCCAAACCAACGCCAUGGCUGAUCGCACUCGCCCUCGCUCUUCAGCUAGCAUUCCACCAGAGCUCCGGCCAUGCCUUGGAACAGCAGCAACUCAUUCAAGCCGAUUCUUCCGAUCUGGAGUCAUCCACCGCCGCCGCCGCCGCCACUGCCGCCAUUACUCUCCCGCCGUGUGAGCCAAAAGUGCUAGAUGAGCUGCCGCCCGAUCCGUUCUACGACGUAUCGGAACUCACCAUUCAAGCUGCCAAAUCGUUUGCCGACUUCCUUGCCGCCAAACGGAUCGAUACUAGCAAAGAUGACCGGAAGUUGAAAAUUGCUCGCGAUAAGGCCAACGACCUGGCCACUGGCGUACUCCGCGAGGAUAGUGGCCUGCUGGCGGUUGGAAUUGCUUCCCCUCGGCUCCCAUUGGCGGUGGUACAGUUCCGUGACAAGAUCGACGCCGCCCAUGCCAAUCUUUCGGAGAGUAGGAAUUUUCUGUCCACCUACUGGCGAGAGCUGGGAGCCGCGUGGAACCAAAGCAACGGGGCUCAGUUCUGGGGUGCACCCUUCCGGGACUGUGGCCCCCUGUACGGGCGGUGGCUGUGGCCUUUCAGCGUGACGGUGGAAUCGCAAGGAUACAAGAUCGUUGCCUCGGCAUUCAUAGCGGCCGACGUGGACCAAUGCAACGACGCACUGGAAGGAAUCUUUGGCCGGCGGCACAUUUGCGAUCGAGAGUCCACCUUCUGUCUGAUGUCGGACACGAUGGAAUCAGCGGAAACCGCAAGCCGAGGGCAGUACACCUGCGUGUGCCGCGUUGGCUACUACAUCCCGAACGAAUCCAUCCAGGGUUUCACCUUGGAUAGGAACGAAGCGAAUUUAACAAAUUUCAGUUGCAUCCCGUGCCCGAGCGCGUGCGAGUGUAAUUGGGCCGGCAGCUGUACCAGUCCGGAUGAGGACUUUAACAUGGAAACGCUGAUGAAGGCCACCAUUGGUGCUAUUUUGGGAGCAUGUAUGCUUUGUUGUUUAGUGUUAGCGUUAAUCGUGUUCCGUCAACGAAAAUGCAAGACCAUUGCAACGGGGAUGUGGACCAUUUUAGAGACAAUUUUAUUCGGAAUUUUACUUUUGUAUCUAGCGGUGGCUCUACACUUUCUGCAAGCGUCGACAUUGCGCUGCCUGCUGGAGCCCUGGUGCCGCGAGCUGGGCUUCAUCAUCUGUUACGGUGCAAUCGUGCUCAAACUUUACCGCCACCUGGUGGAAUUCCGCACCAGAAAAGCUCAUCGAUGGGUUGUGAGAGAUUUAGAUCUACUGCGCUAUCUGUGCGCGAUGUGCGUUGCGGUGCUGUGCUAUCUGGCCGCCUUCACCGCCACCAGCAUGGACUUUCUGCGGUACAGCGAGUUGGUGUGGAAGGUGGAAAACACCGACGACCAAGUCACGUCCAACAUGUGCCGACCGCUUAAGUGGGACUACGUGACCGAGGCCGGAGAGCUGCUCAUACUCGGUUUCGGUCUGCAGCUGGCCAUCGUCAGCCGCAAUGCCAAUACACAAUUUAGGGAACGUCAGUUUCUCGUCGCAUCAAUCCUAAUCGAAUUCCUCGCAUCGGCCACAUUCUACAUACUGCGCUUUUGGUAUUUGGGAGAGUUCAAUCCAUCGACACUAUUCCUAGCGCUGUUCAUUCGAUCUCAGCUGACCAACACAGUCACUCUCGGACUGAUAUUUCUGCCCAAACUCUGGUACCAGCAUAAGCAGGUUCGUUCCCUUGCCCAUGAAGUAUCAUUCCGCUUACCUGUGGACGCUUUCAAGGGUGCACACGACAGUUCCCACCACGGCGGCGGCCUGGGCACCUACGCCGGAAUCUGCAUCGGUGAUCCGGAGGUCGGCGACGUCACCAUCUCCGAGAUGAGCCCCGAGGACAUCCGCGCCGAACUGAAAAGACUGUACACACAACUAGAAUACUUAAAGAAUAAGACACUCCGGCAGGACAAUCCACACAUUAGCAAACGAAGGGGAGGCCGCAAGGUGGCCCACCGUAGAUUCUCGUUACAGAAAAAAGGAAGCAGAGAAAAGGCACUAAGCGCCAAACAUCGCAACAAUCGUCCAGCGGUCAGCGAAGUGGAAGUGACCGAAGCAGAACCGUCCCGCACACCGGAGGACUCGGUGUGCAGCGUGGAGGGCCCAACCGAAACCGGGCCCGAGAUUUCGGGCAUCUCCAGCUCGAAAUAGCCAUCAACCACCACCACCACCACCUGUAGUGGCAGCAAUCACCACCAGCAACAGCAUAAUCAUCGCAAUAAUCAUUCUCAUCAUCAGCUAAAACAGCAGUCGCAAAAGUCACGCUACCGAGAGUACAAUUUUUAAAUGCAAAAGAUAAGCAACAAAUAAUAGAAAGCAGACAUUUUUAGAAGCAUUCGUUUAUUGGACGCUUGCCAGAGCUGCCCCGCCCGGCGUGGAACGGAAACCGUAGGUUAAUCGAGCCAUGUUUUCAGGUGGUACGUGGCGCUCUGUGGUAUGUUAUUAUACGGAUAUUAUUAUUAUUAUUAUUAUUAUUGUUAUUACCGGGAAAAAAGCUAUUUACCAUCAUCGAUGACAGUUUUUGAAACACUGACAGUUUUGUAAUUUGUACGACAUUUGCGCAGACUCAAAAUAUCACGACAUCUUGACAGGUAACGUUACAGCUUCAGCGGUGGGCGUGGAAGGGUUUUGGAUGGGUUGUACCUCCUGUGCAUCAACUACCAAUGCUUUGGUUGGUUCAAUUUACUAGGACACUUUUAUCAAUUUUACACAUAUUGGGAUAAACUACAUACACCCAAACA